ACUGUACUUAGCUGGGUGGACUAUAGAUAUGUACUAGGUAGUUCACGACUCAGUAUAAUCGAUAUGUCUCUCCUACGCAGUUGAUAGUUUUAUAUUGUCAUAUCAAAAAUAUAAUCUCUAUAGUUGCUUAAUCUUCAAAACUCCUUAUAACUACCUAACUCAACCGAAUCCUCAUCGAUAAUGACCAAACUCACACAUCUCGAGCCCUCCGAGCUGGGCACGAAGGAAUACUGGGACAACCUCUACACAACCGAAAUAACCAACCACACACACAACCCCUCCGACACAGGCACAGUCUGGUUCGACGACUCCGACGCCGAGACCAAACUCAUCGACUUCCUCAGCAACCCAGACCAACCUGCCACCAUCUCCCUCUCCCAACGCACAACCACAUUCCUAGACCUCGGCACCGGCAACGGCUCGCUCCUUUUCGGCCUCCGCGACGCCGGCUGGACCGGGCGAAUGCUCGGGGUAGACUACUCGCAGCAAAGCAUCCAAUUUGCGCGACGCCUAGCACAAUCGCGAUCCUCUCCUCCCUCCUCAACCUCCUCCCCAGAUUCCUCGUCCUCGCACUCGCUAGACGACAACGACGCGCAGAACAUAUACUUCCUCGAGCACGACAUCCUACACACCUCGCCCACCGAGCUUCUCCUAGACGAACAGUCGCAAGGUUGGGACGUGGUGCUGGAUAAAGGGACAUUCGACGCCAUCUCGCUAUCCUCCGAAACCGUCGCAGGAACGGACCGCCGCGUUGUCGAGUCCUACCGCUCGAAGAUCACGCCUCUAGUGCGCGAAGGGGGGUUAUUCCUCGUAACAAGCUGCAACUGGACGGAGGCUGAGCUACGAGGGUGGUUCGAGGGGCCCGCUAAGGAAGAAGACGACGAGGAAACGAGGAAGUGGCGGUUCGAGGAGGUUGGUCGAGUCGAGUAUCCGAGCUUUAGCUUUGGUGGUGUUAAAGGGCAGACUAUUAGUAGUUUGUGCUUUAGAAAGGUGAGGAAUACCUAGAGCUAGUAUAGGUACCUAGUAUAUACCUAUAAUCUACUGCCGCUUAGGUGAACAUAAGCGCCUCGGACCCGGAUGAUAGUCUGGCAGUUAGGAUCAAAAAAGGAAAUGGAGAGAUACCCCUAUUAACAAUAUCAAGAUAACCUACGAAUUAAACAAG
Annulohypoxylon maeteangense is the source of this 1162-nucleotide messenger RNA. Its product is annotated as putative S-adenosylmethionine-dependent methyltransferase of the seven beta-strand family. The transcript has 2 exons. Gene Ontology annotation, biological process: peptidyl-lysine monomethylation; peptidyl-lysine dimethylation. Gene Ontology annotation, molecular function: protein-lysine N-methyltransferase activity. Lineage: Eukaryota; Fungi; Ascomycota; Sordariomycetes; Xylariales; Hypoxylaceae. The coding region runs from base 181 to 1005 and encodes 274 amino acids. The record is from RefSeq and is a predicted model, not a curated record. Gene Ontology annotation, cellular component: cytoplasm.